AUGGCACCUGCCGACAAAAAGGACGCCAAGGCGGCUCCUCCCAAGCUCUCCGAUGUCAAGGAUCUUAUCGACGAGAGCACAUUUGAGCAGAUCCUGGAGAUGGACGAUGACGACGACUGUGACUUCAGCAAGGGCAUUGUCUACGGUUUCUUCGACCAAGCCAAAUCCACAUUUAUCAAUAUCAAGACUGCUCUUGACAAAAAGGACCUCAAUGGGCUCUCGCAGCUCGGACAUUUCCUGAAGGGCUCUUCUGCUACUCUUGGCCUCAUUCACGUGCGGGAUGGCUGUGAAAAGAUCCAGCACUUCGGCAAUGGUCUCGAUGAGAGCGGCUCCAGCAAGGUCUCCGAGGAUGUCGCCUUGAAGAAUACUGAAAAGACCUUGAAGGAGGUCGAGGUCGAAUACGCCAAGGUCGAGAAGUUCCUACGCCGCUUUUACGGUGAAGAGGUCGAAGAUGAGCCCGAGCCUAAGCCCGAAGCCAAGGAAGAAAAUAAGCCCGCCACUGAUACCAAGGAGGCCAAACCCACGGAGAAGACCGACGAGACUGAAGAAAAGUCCAAGGCGGAUGAUUCGAAGAAAUGA
Penicillium cataractarum is the source of this 579-nucleotide messenger RNA. Its product is annotated as Hpt domain-containing protein. Bases 1 to 579 code for a protein of 192 amino acids. The transcript is spliced from 3 exons. Lineage: Eukaryota; Fungi; Ascomycota; Eurotiomycetes; Eurotiales; Aspergillaceae. Gene Ontology annotation, cellular component: cytoplasm; nucleus. Gene Ontology annotation, molecular function: histidine phosphotransfer kinase activity; protein histidine kinase binding. Gene Ontology annotation, biological process: phosphorelay signal transduction system; phosphorylation. The record is from RefSeq and is a predicted model, not a curated record.